CCGCUCAGCGAUGAUUGCUUUGUCGAGAGUUCUACCCUCGGUGGCCGCGCGCGGUUUAGUCCGCUACAAACACGGCAGCACUUCUCGUCUGACGACUUUCAACUAUCUGAAGCGACUCCCUCAACCGAGCGACAAGUGCAUCGCGACUUAUGUUUGGAUCGAUGGUACGGGCGAGCAUUUGAGAAAUAAGGCACGAACCCUGAACUUCAUCCCCAGCCGUCUCGACCAGCUCCCCGAAUGGAAUUACGACGGCUCCUCGACCUACCAGGCCCGCGGAGGGAACUCCGACACUUUCAUGCGACCUGUAGCCAUGUACGAAGACCCCUUCUUGCCGAAAAGUCAGAACAAACUCGUAUUGUGCGACACUUACCUCCCGGACGGAUCUCCGACCCCGAGCAACCGCAGGAACAGCUGUGCCGAGGCCAUGGAGAAAGUGAGCGACCAGGACCCCUGGUUUGGCAUCGAACAGGAAUAUACGUUCCUGGAUCUGCAUGGUAGGCCUUACGGAUGGCCGGAGGGGGGUUACCCCGCACCUCAGGGUCCGUACUAUUGCGGUGUCGGAUACGGUAGGGUCACCGGUCGGGAUGUCGUCGACGUGCACUAUCGGGCGUGUCUGUUCGCUGGAAUCAACAUAUCCGGUACGAACGCCGAGGUGAUGCUCUCUCAGUGGGAGUAUCAAGUCACUUCGAAAGGAGUCGCGGCGCCCGAUGAGCUUUGGAUGUCUCGGUAUCUUCUGCAGAGAGUGGCGGAAGACUACGGAAUCGUAGUGACGUUCGACCCGAAACCCAUGGCCGGGGAUUGGAAUGGAGCCGGGGGCCACGUCAAUUUCUCGACUGAGGCCAUGCGAGCCGAGGGGGGAAUGGCCGUCAUCGAACAGGCGAUCGAGAAGCUUUCGAAGAGACACAAAACCCAUAUCACGAACUACGAUCCCAAGCUAGGAAAGGACAAUGAGCGACGUCUGACUGGAGCUCACGAGACUUCGUCAAUUCACGAGUUUUCGUCCGGAGUCGCGAACCGAGGGUGCUCCGUUCGGAUUCCCCGAGCCUGCGCCGAUGCCGGCAAAGGUUACCUGGAAGACCGCCGACCAGCGUCCAACAUGGAUCCUUACGUCGUCACGGAUCUCCUGGUGCGCACGUGCCUCCUGGACGAGACGGACUGAGAGAUUCGGAUCAGCUCCGGGAUCGACGAUGGGGAGGGAGGGGGGACAGCGAUGACAAAAUAAACCGGGGGUGCGCCGUCUGGAUCGACCGAUGUCUUUCUACAGUGUCUUACCGCGCGCAUAGGAUUCUAGUCCUCGUCGCUUUCUCUAUACACACGCAUCGAAUCGAACGAAAAGUUGUUCUCGAACUCCCGCCGACCCAUCUCGAGCGAGGAUGAUUGAGUUGCACAUCAAGCCAUCUAAU
Molecule: messenger RNA, 1403 nt
Organism: Galendromus occidentalis (western predatory mite)
Lineage: Eukaryota; Metazoa; Arthropoda; Arachnida; Mesostigmata; Phytoseiidae
Product: glutamine synthetase 1, mitochondrial-like
Exons: 1
Coding region: 11-1159 (382 amino acids)
Cellular component (GO): cytoplasm
Molecular function (GO): glutamine synthetase activity
Source: RefSeq, a predicted model, not a curated record